CUCCGCGGCUGCUCCGAGUCGGACUCCGCGCGCAGCCGCCACCGCCGCCGCUCCGGCCCCGCACGCGGCCCGCCUGGCCCAGCUCCCGCCGCGGCCCCUCGCCCCGUCCCCGCCCGGUCGUCGGCCCGGGGGCGCGCAGGGGGCAGGGCGGGCGCCCCAGUGAAGCCCGAGAGACGCGCGCGCCAGGGCUCCUUUGUGGACUUCACGGCCGCCAACAUCUGGGCGCCGCGCGGGCCACCGCUGGCCACCGCGCCGCCACCUCGCCUUGGGGACCGUAGGAGGCGCAGCCCCAAGGCCGGAGACUUCGGUUCGGCACCAGCCCCCCGGGAUGCAGUAGCGGCCGCCGAGCGGAGGCCGCGAAGCAGCUGCAGCCGCCGCCGCGCAGAUCCACGCUGGCUCCGUGCGCCAUGGUCACCCACAGCAAGUUUCCCGCCGCCGGGAUGAGCCGCCCCUUGGACGCCAGCCUGCGCCUCAAGACCUUCAGCUCCAAGAGCGAGUACCAGCUGGUGGUGAACGCAGUGCGCAAGCUGCAGGAGAGCGGUUUCUACUGGAGCGCCGUGACCGGCGGCGAGGCGAACCUGCUGCUCAGUGCAGAGCCCGCUGGCACCUUCCUUAUCCGCGACAGCUCGGACCAGCGCCACUUCUUCACGCUCAGCGUCAAGACCCAGUCGGGGACCAAGAACCUGCGCAUUCAGUGCGAGGGGGGCAGCUUCUCUCUGCAGAGCGACCCCCGGAGCACGCAGCCCGUGCCCCGCUUCGACUGCGUGCUCAAGCUGGUGCACCACUACAUGCCGCCUCCGGGCGCCCCCUCCUUCCCCUCGCCACCGACAGAACCCUCCUCGGAGGUGCCUGAGCAGCCUCCUGCCCAGCCGCUCCCAGGGAGCCCCCCCAGGAGAGCCUAUUACAUCUACUCAGGGGGCGAGAAGAUUCCCCUGGUGCUGAGCCGGCCCCUCUCCUCCAACGUGGCCACUCUGCAGCAUCUCUGUCGGAAGACCGUCAACGGCCACCUGGACUCCUAUGAGAAAGUCACCCAGCUGCCUGGGCCCAUUCGGGAGUUCCUGGACCAGUACGAUGCCCCGCUCUAAAAAGCAAAGGGCAGAGGUUGGAGAAAGGGGCUUGGGUCCCCUCUCCUCCGUGACACAUGGCACAAGCACAAGAAGCCAGCCUUGAGAGAGUCCAGCAGCUCCGGGCCAGCCAGGGGCAGACAUGCCCCUCCCUCCAGCCCUCCCCCCUGCGGAACGGGGCAGGCGGACCUGGAAUGUGUUUGAGGGAAGGGGGAGUGCCACCUGAGUGCCCCACCCCCACUCCAGCUUCUCGGGAGAAGCCAGCUGGCCUAGUGGGACAAUAGUGGAUUCUCCUCGACUCCCCCCUUCCUCCACUCCCCCUCCGCGCUUCCAAACAGGGGAUGCUCGGGAGCGUUGAACUAAUAAGAACUGCCAGGGAAUCUUCCAACUUUCCAACGGAACUUGUUUGCUCUUUGAUUUGGUUUCAACCUGAGCAGGUCGCAGGGCCUGGGAAAGGAUGAAAGAGACAGGGUUCCCGAGGGGCCCCAGAGCUGCAGGCUGGCCAAGGAAAUGGAUGGCCAUACCCACUGCCCAGCCCAGGUGAGGGUGUGGCUGCAUGCUCCUCUCCCUGGCUCUGGGGAGAAGGGCAUGGGGUGACCUGAGGAAAUAUCCCGUGCCCCUCACCCUCUGCCUUGGGACAGCACCGACAACACAGGUUCCAGUCUACCUGGUGCCCAAGAGCCCAGGUCUCUUCCCCCGUUUUAAGGGGGAAGAGGAAUUUGGAGGAGGAUGCCAGUGCUGGUCAGGUGGUCUCCUUUUCCUAGCCAUGCUACACCUUCCAGCACCAGGAGCGGGGGAGGAUGGAGGAGGUGAGCCAUCUUUGACCCCAUACUCCCAGUAGAGAAGAUGGGGGACUAGGACAUUUGCCUUAAAUGCUCCCUGUCCCAUGGAUAGGGACUGGCAUAGGGAAAGCCUCACACUCGGCCAGUCCAACAGAGGCCAGUGGAUUCACCCAAGGGCGCCCAGCCAGGGAAAUGGGUGGGGGGUGGAGACCGCCUUCCCUGGACUCCUUGGACGCACUGGGAGGGCACUGGCCACUCCUAGCGCCGGGCCCUGCACAGCCCUCCCUCCUGCCUGGGUGGGGGAGGCGGGAAGUCCCCUGCAGCUCCUGCUAUGCCACAGCACUGAUGAGUGACAACUUAGAGGAAUGUAGCAGUGAUGGGAUUACCUGGAACUGUUUUUUCAGGGGGGAAACUAAACAAACACACAAGUUUUCUGUGUCAGGUCUGGGUGGGGCAGCUGUGUGUUGGGGUGGUUUUUUUUCUCUAUAUUUUGUUUCUUGUUUUUAAAUAAUGUUUACAAUCUGCCUCAAUCACUCUGUCUUUUAUAAAGAUUCCACCUCCAGUCCUUGCCCCUCCCUCAACUCAGGCCUUCGAGGCUAUAGGAGAUGCUUGAAGAACUCAACCAAAUCCCAACCCAAGUCAAACUUUGCACAUAUUUAUAUUUAUAUUCAGAAAAGAAACAUUUCAGUAAUUUAUAAUAAAGAGCACUAUUUUUUAAUGAAAAA
Molecule: messenger RNA, 2571 nt
Organism: Lemur catta (Ring-tailed lemur)
Lineage: Eukaryota; Metazoa; Chordata; Mammalia; Primates; Lemuridae
Gene: SOCS3
Product: suppressor of cytokine signaling 3
Exons: 2
Coding region: 408-1085 (225 amino acids)
Biological process (GO): intracellular signal transduction; phosphatidylinositol phosphate biosynthetic process
Cellular component (GO): phosphatidylinositol 3-kinase complex
Molecular function (GO): 1-phosphatidylinositol-3-kinase regulator activity
Source: RefSeq, a predicted model, not a curated record